CUGCAGAGCGCGUGAUCUGGUGUGUGUUCAUGAUGCACGCGACGCUGUUCCUGUCUCUCGUUUGUGUUCGCGCGGCUGCGGGUUCGAGCACACUCAGCUCAUCUGGACCGCUGCUUCUGUCUGAUGGAUUGUGUCAGUAUGGAUGGAUGAGAACUUUAAAGGGUCAAUGCAGACCCAUGUGUGAGUCGGGCUGUAAACACGGUGAGUGUUUUGGACCGGAUCAGUGCCGCUGUCAUCCAGGAUAUACGGGCAAGACCUGCAACCAAGAUGUGAACGAGUGUGCAUUUAGGCCGUGUAAGUACAGGUGUAUGAACACACCGGGCAGCUACAAAUGCUACUGUCUCAACGGUUACAUGAUGAUGGCUGACGGCACGUGUCGCAAUGCUCGUACGUGUGCGAUGGCUAACUGUCAGUAUGGCUGUGCGGUGAUGAAAGGCAAGGUCAGAUGUCAAUGUCCGUCUCCAGGACUGCGUCUCGCUCCUGACGGCAGGACAUGUGUCGAUGUGGAUGAGUGUGUGACGGGUCAGGCCUCGUGUCCGAGGUUUCGUAAGUGUGUGAACACGUUCGGUAGCUACGUCUGCAGGUGCCAUGAAGGCUUUGAGCUGCAGCACAUCAACGGAAAAUACCACUGCACAGAUAAAAAGUUUUUGUCUAUUUGCUAUGACAAGCCCGGACACAAGAGAUGCAAGUGCACAGCGAGCGUUAAUGGAAAGGGUUACGACUGCAAAUCUGUUGGUAAAGUCACCAUUGAGCCUCCAAGACCAGUCACAGUCAGCCCCACAAACAUCUCCACGGCAACAACUCCCAUGACAACUACAGCAACGACAACAACUACAGCCACUCCCAGCACUACCGUUACCAUAGCAACCUCUGUUCCGACAAGCACUGCCUUGACGACAGUAACACCAACGACUGUUGCUAUAACAAUAACAGCGUCAACUACAACAGCCUUCACAACUGUUGCUACGACAACUAGUCCAACUACAACGUCCACAUCACCGGCAUCAACAACUACAGACAGGUUUCCAAUGACAACCAGCGUCAAAACAACAACACUAGACAACCGCAUUCACAGAGAGAAUACAGCGAAGCCACGAGGAGAUGUACACAUUCCUCGUUACGAGAACAAUCUGUUCGACUGGGACUUUGAUGUUGAGCUGGGAAACACAACGGAGUUUGUGCACGAUGAUCCAGCCGCUGCUGUUGUCAGCUGCUCAUUUGAUGACGGUCUCUGUGUUUGGAUGACGGACUCAGAAGGAGAUCUGAAAUGGGAAAUCAAAGAUGAUCCAGCCGGUGGGCGGUACCUGUCAGUACCUGAUGCUCCGAACAGACGGAGAGUCAAAGGGGCGAGGCUUACGGUGCCGCUGGCUCCUCUCACAAAGGCGUGGCAGGGCGGCGACCUCUGCCUGUCAUUUAAAUACCGUCUCCAUGGACACCACAUCGGCUCUCUGCAGGUGUUUGUCAGAAAGGGGCGGAGUCACAACCCAUCCAUCUGGACCAGGACUGGAGGAUAUGGCUGGAGACACGCCCACGUCACUCUUUGGGGGCGUGGCCUUGUUGAUAUUGUGCUGAAGGCAGAGAGACGGCGAGGGAAACAUGGAGAAAUCUCUGUGGAUGAUUUUAGUCUGAGACGAGGAGCCUGCAGUGAUGGACAGGACAGGACAGAGUGACACACACACACACACACACACACACAGAUUGUGUGUAAUGAAAUGCUCUCGCAGAAGUGGACAGGUCAACAUUCAUAUGCAUGAGGACAUCCACAGCU
Carassius carassius (crucian carp) is the source of this 1768-nucleotide messenger RNA. RefSeq names its product nephronectin. The transcript has 12 exons. Gene Ontology annotation, molecular function: calcium ion binding. Lineage: Eukaryota; Metazoa; Chordata; Actinopteri; Cypriniformes; Cyprinidae. The coding region runs from base 30 to 1670 and encodes 546 amino acids. Gene Ontology annotation, cellular component: membrane. The record is from RefSeq and is a predicted model, not a curated record.